Molecule: messenger RNA, 309 nt
Organism: Phialemonium atrogriseum
Lineage: Eukaryota; Fungi; Ascomycota; Sordariomycetes; Cephalothecales; Cephalothecaceae
Exons: 2
Coding region: 1-309 (102 amino acids)
Source: RefSeq, a predicted model, not a curated record
AUGUCUGCUCAGCAAUAUUACCAGCAAGGGCCCCCUCAGGGCUACGGAAGCCCUCCUCCUCAGGGCUACGGCCCUCCUCCUCCCCAGGGUUAUCCACAAUACCCUCAACAGUCUUAUGGACCACCACAGGGCCAAUAUCCACCUCCACAGCAGAUGCAGUAUCAGCAACAACCCCCUCCGCAGCAAAAAUCGGGAGGCGGCGGCGGAUGUCUCAAGACCUGCCUGGCCACACUUUGCUGCUGCUUCGUCUGCACAGAGUGCUGUGAAUGCGGCUUCGAUUGUAUGGAAUGCUGCUUCGAUAUGUGCUGA